This is a messenger RNA of Suillus discolor, 2570 nucleotides long. RefSeq lists its product as uncharacterized. The coding region runs from base 214 to 2349 and encodes 711 amino acids. The transcript is spliced from 7 exons. Lineage: Eukaryota; Fungi; Basidiomycota; Agaricomycetes; Boletales; Suillaceae. The record is from RefSeq and is a predicted model, not a curated record.
ACGAGCAGCCGAGCAUCGCCUGGGUCAUCAUUGCAGCGACGGUCUUCGGAUUUCUGUUUUAUUCCCUGACUGUGAUGGCAUCUUUGAUAUCUCCCGCUUGUCCAUUUCAGACACCAACAUCGACGAUAUUACGCAUGUUGCGCACCGACAGGGCUCUACUCCUGGUGUUCAAACGGGCCUCCAGUUAUUUCCACCAGCUCAUGACGUCACUCCAUGGCAUACUGCAACGAUUACUUGGUAUCGUCAGACUCGGAUGGACUCGAUUGUCUGGAAUAUUUACAGGCCCUGUAUAUGCGGCUUCAUAACCGGAUGUGUUUUAUUGUUCCGUGCUUGUCGACAAAGGUCGGGGACUUGGAAGCACACUCGCUUGACCUGCAUUUUCAUGUUUCGUCGGACGAUGAAUACGCCCUCACCUUCCCUGGCACACCCACCAGCCAUCUCGAAGCACUUAGCAUUAAGUGGCUGCUUGAGACCUCUACGGAUCCUGGAGUAUUUCUCGCCGCUGUCAGCCUUGUUCCUCAAGUAGAGUGGCCCCUGGAUCUUGACGUCUCAGACACGCUGCAUCAGCUGUAUGAUGUCUUAAUUAGCUGCGUGGGCUUCUAUGGGCAAAUUAUACCGUCGUUAGAGGAGAAGGCCUCGGCUUGUACAAUGGCUCUGAGUCAUCUAUAUUGUGGCCACGUUCUCCAGGCAUAUCCUGCCCGUGGUGAAUUCCUUGGCCGCAGGACAAGAGACUAUGAUACAUUUUACGAUAUGACUCUGGGCAACAUAGGUACAGCCAACAAGAUGGUACUUGUCUCGGCUAUGCAACUUUGUUCUUCGGAAGAUGACGAUCUUGAUCUUGGAUUUUCGUGGCAUACUUUUUGGUUACACAAGUGUCCUGACUCUGUCCUUGGGUGGCUGUCGCAUUCUCUUCCUUAUCACUUUGUCACUGGGCGAGUGAAUGAACAUGUAGAAAAAAUCGCCACAAAGGUGAUAUCAAAACUGCUAUCAUCUACAUCCUCUCCGUCGAAUCAAAUCGUAGCCAAUUGCACUCUUCUUGCUUGCGUCAUGAUCGGCGUUCAGUUUGACAAGAGGGACAUAGUUCAGAUCGAUAAAAGUUCCGCUCUACCUCGACUCAGCGAGUCCCUUUUGGUGCAGUUCCAGAAGGUUCUCUGGGCAUGGGAUGAAGGACAACUUGAUAAAGAUAGCACAGGAGCCGUAUGCCGGGCAUGGAAGCUUCUCGACAUUAUCUGUCGCAUCAUCGAGCUUGUCAGACCUCACUUUCUUUCUUCAUUUCACAUCAUGCAGAAUCUGGACGUGUGCAAGAGGAUUUAUUCACGUGCGAGGUCAUCCGAACAAAACGAUGCCUCAGUUUCAUUAGCAGCUCUACGAAAGUUGUGGUACACCGGCUUGUUUUUGCAAGGCGGUUCCCACUCACCAGAAGACUUUGACUGGGCGGUGGACUACCUCGAUUUCAUCCAUUCCGACGACCACGAAGCGGCAUAUGACAUCCUCUUGCUACUGGGUAGCAUGGAAGUGCGCUGCAGCUCCUCUAAACAACAUCUGUUCUUCGAGAGCCUCAUCGCCUGCAUGGACGAUAACAUGCCUCAAUAUUUACGCCAUGCCGCCCUCCGCGCUGCUCACAAUGUCCGAGAAGAAAUUGCCUCGAUUGAUGCCAUUCAUGAUGCAAUGCUACGGAACACGGUUUUGACCAAGCUCUUCCCCGCUAUUCUGUCCGUGCUUUGUCUGCACCCAGAUACAACACCCACAAAUGAUGGUCCUGACCACUUUUUCUAUGAAAGUCGCGACUUCUGCUAUCUCGAACUGGUCUUUGCCCUCGCGGGAAAUUCCGACUGGCGCUCCCACCUGUCUGGGGAUCGCCAUAUCGAUCAGUGCUUUAGCAUGAUUCCAAGGUACUGCGAUCCCGAGUACGGCAAGCAUGCCUUUUACAUAGCUGGUAUCAUCCUCCAAAUCGCACCUGAACAGACAUCGGAUACAUCGCUCAAUUCUGUCACAGAGCAGCAGUGGUGGGACGUGAUGAGAUGUGCAUGGAAUUACCCUCCCCAUGACUUUCACAACACACGCAAUAUUGAGCUCCUUCUUGUCCUUGUGGAUGGCACCAAGAAGUAUAUGCAUAUUGCUUCGAAAUCUAACCUCGAGCAGCUCAUCGGAAGAGUAGAUUGGUUUCUCAAAUAUCUGGAGCGGGACAUGCGAUGGCAGAGGCGGCUACAGGAGUUGCGUCUGGAGACGGGGCCGGAGAUACAAAGCUUAGAGCAGGGAGAGAGGAUUGCCAUUGUUGUGAAGGCGUUGAGGUCUGCAGCCAGCGACAUGAUAGAGAGCUUUGGUCAACAAUUAUCAGUGGCUGGCUAAUUGUCCACCUAAAGCGAAUCAGUAUUGGCCUCGCCCGCGACAUCUAUCAUCUCCUUCCUCAUGCUCCACGACAUUUUACCCUUCGAGAUGAUCGGUUCUUGAUAGGCCGUCAGCGUUUCCCUAGCGUAGGGUUCGCAGUCUCAGCCUUCGUUUUCUGGGAAGUCCGGGCGAUUGAUGGGGCUUUGAGACGUCACUUCAGUAAUGUGAUCGAGUAGUAUGAG